Molecule: messenger RNA, 1770 nt
Organism: Eurytemora carolleeae
Lineage: Eukaryota; Metazoa; Arthropoda; Copepoda; Calanoida; Temoridae
Product: UDP-glucuronosyltransferase 2B14
Exons: 7
Coding region: 1-1770 (589 amino acids)
Molecular function (GO): UDP-glycosyltransferase activity
Source: RefSeq, a predicted model, not a curated record
AUGCCGAUGGCCAAGGAGUUGAUAAAAAGGGGACACACCGUCACUAUGGUCUGCCCAAACCCGGAAAAGAGGGAUGAUAGUGUGGCCACUGACGCCCCUCUGCUAGAUUUUAUCAACACCUCAAUAGAGUCGAACAAGGCGGCUCUAUCCCAUCCAGACUUCCAAACUUUGUUAUCUGACGCAAGCAUAGUAGUUGAUGUUGUGAUGACAAUACCUAUGAUGGGAAAUGAAGCUGCCUAUUAUGUAUCAACGAAGAAGAAUGCUUCUUUAGUUCUAUACACAACCAUUCCUUAUAUUCUUCCUUGGAUUGCAAAUGCUGUAGGUAAUCCUGUUCAUCCAGCAUACAUGCCACUACCGUUCUUUCCUUUUAAACAAAAUAUGAAUUUUCAGGAGAGGUUCAUUAAUAGUUUGGCUUUAUUUGGUAUUAGCCUUGGUAGAACUUACUUUGUUUUACCAAAAAUAGAACAGAUGAUAUUAGAAGUAUUUCCAUCUGAAAAAAAUAUUAAUCUGGGUGAAAUGAUUGAAUCCCCAGCUUUGGUUAUUAAUCUGGGUAGUCCAUUUCUUGGAGAUGGUCUUAGACCAGUUCUUUCAAAUACCAUUCAGGCAGGGCUUAUGAGCUGUUCUCCAGGUAAACUUCUAGAGGGAGAGUUAAAGGAUUGGGUAGAGGGAGCCGAACACGGAGUUAUCUAUCUAUCCUUCGGUUCUGUUGUGAGGGCAUCUAAGAUGCCAGAAUCCAAGCGUCAUCUGUUUAUGUCUGUGUUGGGUAAACUGAAGCAGAGAGUGAUCUGGAAAUGGGAGAAGUCUAUGAAGGAUGCCCCUAGUAAUGUCCUUAUCUCCUCUUGGCUUCCACAAACUGAUAUCUUGGCACAUCCUAACGUCAAACUGUUCAUUACCCAUGGUGGAGCAGGAAGUAUACAAGAGACAAUCUGCCAUAAAACUCCAGUUGUAGGAAUCCCAAUAGGAGGAGAUCAGCUAAUUAACUUAGCAGAAGCUAUUACUAAGAACCUUGGUGUGGUCAUCACCUGGCGGGAUGUUACAGAAGAAACACUAAUGAAUGCCAUCAGCAGGGUCUUAGGGGAUCCUAGCUACCAGGAAUCCGUAGAGAAUCUUCAGAACAUGAUUCUAGACCGUCCAAUUCAUCCAUUGGACAAUGCUGUCUGGUGGCUGGAAUAUCUUCUCAGACACCCAAAGAAUUCAGAGAUGAGAAGUCCAGUUCUUGAUCUUUAUUGGUUUCAAUAUUAUCUUCUGGAUGUUUUGGCAGUUCUUGUUUCAGCAAUGUUGAUUGUUGAGCUAGAUAUGAGUCCUUGCCACGCUGGUAUCGGAAUGUCAGCUGAAAGGGUUUGUGAAGCCGUGGGUGGAACCAGAGAUGGAGCAAGAUUGUUAAAUGGGCGGGGAACUAAACGCCCCCAUGCAGACCACGAGUGUACAGAUUCAUGUGAUUGUGAAGAGUUUGGAAUGCCCUUAGCAAAAAAGAUUAAUAAUCUUCAACUUAAAGCUGACCCUAGUCAGGUAAAUCUCAGUUUUCCUUCAAUGGCUGCUGAUCCAUCCCUGCCUCGAGUUCAAGAACAUCAUCACAGAUCUGAUCAUGAUGGAGGAGGAGGAGGAGGGGAGCAACAGGCUGGUUUACCCCAGGAGGGAACAAGACAUCAACAGGAGUUUACCUAUCCUUUCCCAUCUAAUUCUCCUUAUUAUUACAGUAAUAAACUUCUUAAGAACCUCUACUACGAUAGGGUUACUCGACACCCGGAUACACUGCAUUAUUCCUCAUAG